AUGUCCUCCUGCAGCCAGCAGCUCAGCUCCCGCUGCUCCCCACCCUGCGAGAUAGCCUGCCCACAGCCCCUCGCCAGCGCCUGCAGCCAGCCCUGCGUCACCUCCUGCGGGGACUCCCGUGCCGUGGUCUACCCGCCGCCCGUGGUCAUCACCUUCCCAGGCCCCAUCCUCAGCUCCUGCCCACAGGAGAGCUUCGUGGGCACCUCAGCCCCAGUGGAGCUGGGCCGCCCCAGGGGUCUGCAGGGCUCUCUUAUCUAUGGGAGCUCCUUCUCCUCCUCCUCCACCAGCCAGCUCUGGAGGCAGCGCUACGGGGGCUGUGGGCCAUGCUAA
Falco peregrinus (peregrine falcon) is the source of this 330-nucleotide messenger RNA. RefSeq names its product feather keratin 4-like. The record is from RefSeq and is a predicted model, not a curated record. Bases 1 to 330 code for a protein of 109 amino acids. Gene Ontology annotation, molecular function: structural constituent of cytoskeleton. Gene Ontology annotation, cellular component: intermediate filament. Lineage: Eukaryota; Metazoa; Chordata; Aves; Falconiformes; Falconidae. The transcript has a single exon.